Molecule: messenger RNA, 4310 nt
Organism: Sorex araneus (European shrew)
Lineage: Eukaryota; Metazoa; Chordata; Mammalia; Eulipotyphla; Soricidae
Gene: CLDN12
Product: claudin 12
Exons: 3
Coding region: 216-950 (244 amino acids)
Cellular component (GO): plasma membrane
Source: RefSeq, a predicted model, not a curated record
GCCUCCGGUGCGGGUGUCGGGGGCGCGCACUUCCGGGGACGCUGCGAGGCAGAGUAGCUGAGAUGAUCCCGGGGGAGGGAGUGUGAAGUGCCUCGGGUGUGAGAAACGGGAUUUAUUCAGCACAUAUUCCUUGAACUUCUUCAGUAUGUCAAGAACUUGAACUGAUCAUUGAGUGCUGCAAGUCUGACAGACAAGCCUGCACAAGCCUGCCUAACAUGGGCUGUCGAGAUGUCCAUGCAGCCACAGUCCUGUCCUUCCUGUGUGGAAUCGCCUCAGUAGCAGGACUCUUUGCGGGGACUCUACUGCCCAACUGGAGGAAAUUACGGCUGAUAACGUUCAACAGAAAUGAAAAGAACCUGACUGUUUACACUGGCCUAUGGGUGAAGUGUGCCCGCUAUGAUGGGAGUAGUGACUGCCUGAUGUACGACACUACUUGGUACUACUCAGUUGACCAGCUGGACUUGCGGGUCCUACAAUUUGCCCUGCCUCUCAGCAUCCUGAUCGCCAUGGGGGCCCUACUGCUCUGCCUAAUUGGAAUGUGCAACACAGCCUUCAGGUCCUCAGUGCCCAAUGUCAAACUGGCCAAGUGUCUGGUCAACAGUGCAGGCUGCCAUCUUGUGGCCGGGCUGUUCUUUUUCCUGGCGGGUAUUGUAAGCCUCUCCCCAUCCAUCUGGGUCAUCUUUUAUAAUACCCAUCUGAACAGGAAGUUUGCACCAUUCUUUACAUUCGACUAUGCAGUGUAUGUCACUAUUGCUAGUGCUGGGGGCCUGUUUAUGACUUCUCUUCUUCUGUUUAUUUGGUAUUGUGCAUGCAAAUCUUUGCCUUCUCCUUUCUGGCAACCACUUUACUCACAUCCUGCCAAUAUGCACACUUACUCACAGCCCUAUUCAGCACGCUCCCGUCUCUCUGCCAUUGAAAUUGACAUUCCAGUAGUUUCACAUACCACCUAAUGGGGGGAAAUAGUUGUUAAGAAAAACUCUAUAGCCUCACAUUUCCCCUUACCAAGGAGUUGUAUGAACCUGUAUACGUUUUCCUUUUAUUUCUGACCAGUCAGUGAAACCAAGUUCUGGUAGGUAGAAUGAAGUGCUGCUAGUUUUUAUGAAAAGUACUUUAUAUUAAAUGUGAAUUACUUCCUUUUCUUAGGCUUCUUAUGCUAGAAGAGUUUUUAACCUUCAUAUUGAUACAUAAUUAGUUAAAUAGAACUUUUGUCUCAGUUGAGGUGAUUUAGAAUAACAUGGUAAAGUUGAAAAUGAUGGCUAAGAGAAGGUAUUGUAUACAAUCUGAGUAUUUCAGGUUGUUUAUUUUCCUUUCCCCCUAGAAUACUUUAAGUCAGAAAAAAAAAUUUCACAUACAAGAAAUUUACGUUCAAUAGGGUAAUACUUAACAGUAGUCAGUCUGUCAGCUUAAGACUGUGACUUACUUCUCUCUCACACCUACUUGUAUUAAAUAGGGUCCAGAAUUUUGAAGAUAACUUUCUUUUGUGAAUUCUUUAAAUUCUACCUCAUGCCAGUGUUUAAGAAUUAAAUGCAUUUUAUGUGAUGUCAAAGAAUAAGCCUAACACUUUAAAUGUUUACUAGCAAUGAAUAAUAUAUUACAGGAUUUUAAAUGCUAAUGAUUCUAUAAGUUAUUGGAGUUAAAAUGUGCUAGGUGAUUGGUGCUUCCUCUGAGGCAGUACAACCUUUUCCACUAAUACUUAGUGGUAUUCAUAUCCAUCUAUAAUCUUUUAAUGACUGAGAAAUAGAAAGAGGACCAGUGGAUUGUAUUCUCUUAACAGUGAUCAGACACAGUCAUCUGUUCUUCAAUGACAAUAUUAAUGAUUCACCCUAAAAGCUGUGAUGGGUGAAAGUUGAGGCAUGGUUUUGCUAUGACUACAUUCACCCUUGAUUCCGAUCCUGCUAUUCCCUUAAGCAUUUAUCUGUGUCCAACACUUAAGUAGGUGCUAGAAGAGGAUGCAUGACAGAACAUGAGAUCUGGUCCCUGUCACAAAGUUUAACAGGGAAGAUAAACCACUAUUGCUCUUAAAAUUAAUAAUUUAGGGAACAAUCUGACUUCAGUGGUAGCUGCUCUUAAUUUCUCAGUCAUUGCUCCAGUAAUAUAUUUCAAAUGCAAAGAAUUGCACAAUAUCAACAAUAUAUUCUAGAACUUUGAAGUUUAAUUCAUUAUAGAUUCUUCAGAGCAGGGCUUCUUAAACUUUUUCACUUGCAACCCCUUUUUGUCCAAGAAAUUUUUAUGUGAUACCCAGGUAUGUUAAAUAGGUGUACAAAUAAAAUAUUUACUGAGAAUUGUAAAGAAACUCUAUUUUACAAUAGCCUUCAUAUUUAGUUACAUGACCCUAUGUUUGGAGUCACGACCCACAGUUUAAGAAGUUAGGCUUUAAAGGAGUGGUUUUCAACCAUUAGUCUUCAGACUGAUGCAUUCUAUAGGUGUAAAAAGGUUGAAAAUCACUGCUCUAUACCAGUGUUUAUUCAUUGUCAGUUCUCAAACUGACCUCAAAUGGAUAGUGGUCCGGGUUGAAAACCACUGCUUUAAGUGCCUACUUUAGAUGCUAUCAUAAUAAUAUGUAUGGAUAAAUGUAUUAGAGAAAUUGUUCCCCUCUGAAAAUAUAAUAGAAAAUGGAGGAGUACUUAAAGUAUCUUUUUUACUUUGGUAAAAUUUAGCUGAACUAAUAAUUACUGGUACCGCUCAAGCAAAUCCAGGAACCAGAUGAUAGUGAUGCAGUGAAUAAUUCUGAGAUGAAGUUUAGAAAUUCAGGGAUGUUUGGUCUUUGCCUUGAUGAAUUUGAACUGCUGCUUAGUUGGUGUAAUUAGUACUGUGUUCAUAAGUAUUUUAUUCUGUUAACCAUUACAAAUUUCAUGAGCAGGUAGUUGCAUGGGAAACAGAUUAUUAUGCCCUUUUUGCAGAUUUGCAUAUGGUUUAUCAUUUUGUGGAUAUACUUCCCUCCAAAUCCUAAUACUAAUUUAUGUAGAUAGCAAAUAAUUCCACUUGUAUAAAUUUGAAAUAUCAGUAGAAAGCAUGCAAGACUAUGGCUUUUAAGUUCUGGGUUUUGAUUUCAUUCUUUUUAAAUCUUCUUAGACAUAGUUGAGUCUUGAUCCUUCCAAGAUGAUGGCAGGUAGAAUUCUUAGAUAGUUAUUUUUUGUGUGUUGUUUUGGGGCCAUCCCUGGUGGUACUCGGGUCUUACUCCAGGCUCUGCACUUGGGGAUCACUCCUGGCAGGCUUGGGGAAUCCAGUGUAGUGCUGGGGAUCAAACCCUGGUUAACCAUGUGCAAGGCAAAAAUGCCCUACUCACUGUACUAUAUCACUCUAGCCCAUUAAGGUUUUUUUUCCUCUUCCUUCUUUGGGGGGAGGCAAGGUUACAUCUGGCGAUGCUCAGGGGUCACUCCUGACAUGCUUGGGGGAUACUAUGGGGUGCUGGGGAUCAGACACAGGUUGGCCAUGUAUAAGGUAAGCACCCUACCCACUCUACUCUCUCUCUCUCUGGCCCUAAAAUUAUUUUAAUAUUCCUCUUUGCUGAUUUGUUUCAGUCUUCUCUCUCACUAAAUUUGUCUAUAUAGUGUCAAAAAUUUCACCAUUUUUCCUUUCCUUGUGUAACAAUGGUGAAGAAAAUUAGACUAGUCAUUAAUAUUGGAUAGUGUUUGGACCAUGGGACCAUGAAUAUAAAUGUUAAACUUUUCUUACAAGAAUCUCCUGAAUUUAUAAUCUGUAGCCUCAAAAUGGUAUUUAUUAGGAAUUCACUUAAAAGAAACAGCUGUUUCCCGUACUGCCUUUAAUAGUUCAGAUUUGCUCUCAGCAGCUGUUCUUCAACGCCAUCAAAAGAAAGGGAAUGUUUAUCAUUCUUUCAGUAACUUUUAAGGAUUCAGCAGGCUCUCAUUGUGAUGGGGGGCGACGGGGAGAGAAUGGGGAUUGGUCCACACCCAGUGGUGCUCAGGGCUUACUCCUUGCUAUGCACUCAGGGGUCACUCUUGUGGGUUUGGGGGUCCAUAUGGAUAGCCGGGGAUUGAACUUGGGUCGACUGCAUGCAAGGCAAGGGCCCUAGCCAUUGUACUAUUGCUCCAGUUCCACUUCAAAUUUAUGUUGUAAAAGCCUAUUAAUAUUAAGCAACUUUUGUAGAAGCCAGUUUGGAAACCAAAUUUAAAUGUGGGAUGAAUGUUCCAUAUACAGUUUAUUUGGUCUUGGGAGAAAGAAAUAUUCCUGAGUAUACUUGUAAAUAUACACUAAUUCAUAAUCUUUACUGUAAGCUGCAAUGUAAAACUUCACUAAAAACUGCACUGAACUUCUUGAUGUUUAUUAAAAGAUGUAUUUUUAUAAGUUUC